This is a messenger RNA of Dentiscutata heterogama, 1005 nucleotides long. The record is from the annotation of a GenBank genome assembly. Lineage: Eukaryota; Fungi; Glomeromycota; Glomeromycetes; Diversisporales; Gigasporaceae.
UCAAAAAGCCAUCCUCUGAUUCACCUAAAUAUAGUUCAGAAAAAACUAAAAGACCUAGAAGAUCUAGUAUAUACAAAGUCAAAUUCGCCAUAGACUCUGAUCAUCAAUCGAAAAAAAAAGAGGAAAAAAUUGAUGAAAUAAUAAAAGACGGUAAUAAUAAUGAAAAUGUUGAGUCAUCAAAGUCGUCUGCGAAAAAUUCGAAGGCCUAUCGACGUGCAUCUGCUCCUGCUCAUGGAAUGCCCUUUGUCUACUUUUCGACUUCGGAAAUUACUUCAAUACAUUACUUUGGACAGAAAAGUGAUAAAGAGCAUGAUUUGAAUAAACAAAACUAUAAAAUCUCAACAGAUAACGCUAAACAACCUGAGCAAAUUAGUGGUAAUACUUCUCCUUCAUUGUCUUCUCCAUGUUCUUCGAUAUCUUCCUCUUACUCGUCGCCUGUAUCAAGUCCUGCGCAGUCAACGCAAACGCAACAACACUCAUCUGACAAAAAAUCAUUACAGACUUUUAAUCCACCAUUUCAACCUGGAACAUUUAUUUCCCAGCCAGUAACUUCACCUAUUACCGCGAGGUCAAGAUCAAGAAGUAUUUCUACUGAAAACCAUAUUCCAGUCGGUAAUUCAUUGCCUAAUAUAGUUACUGCAGCAUCCUACCAAAAUCUUCCUUGGUCACCCGCUGUAAACUUUUUAGCUAGUUUAGCUCAGUCUACUUUGUCUAAACCAAUGCCUUAUGAAGAAGGUCAGCAAAUUGGUGAUUAUAUUAUUGGUAAAGUGAUUGGUCGUGGUGGCUUCUCCACAGUAAAAGAAGCUAUUAAGAUGAACAAUGAUUAUGAUAUAGAAAAAGCUGCUGUUAAAAUAGUACGCAAAAAUCAAGAAUCAGAUAGCGAUCGCAUUCAGGAAUAUUUAUAUAGAGAAAUCAGUAUAUGGCGUGAGCUCGUUCAUCCCAAUAUUGUACAAAUGAUUACUCGCGAAGAGGAUGAAUAUGCUACCUAUGUGUUUUCUGAAUAUU